This is a messenger RNA of Lethenteron reissneri (Far Eastern brook lamprey), 1694 nucleotides long. It is a transcript of the gene RAN, whose product is annotated as RAN, member RAS oncogene family. Gene Ontology annotation, molecular function: GTP binding; GTPase activity. Gene Ontology annotation, biological process: protein import into nucleus; ribosomal subunit export from nucleus. The record is from RefSeq and is a predicted model, not a curated record. Gene Ontology annotation, cellular component: cytoplasm; nucleus. Lineage: Eukaryota; Metazoa; Chordata; Hyperoartia; Petromyzontiformes; Petromyzontidae.
GGAACGCGCGCGCUCCGCGUGACGUCACUACCGGGAUAUCCGAAAGCGCGCCGCUUCGCCCGCCGCCAUUUCUGCUGCCCCCAUCUGCAUCUGCAGUGUUCGCUUCCAGCCAGGUGAUAUAAAGUAUGGCUGCACACGAGGAACCCCAAGUACAGUUCAAGUUGGUGCUGGUAGGAGAUGGAGGUACCGGCAAGACCACAUUUGUGAAACGCCACCUCACGGGAGAGUUUGAGAAGAAGUAUGUUGCUACACUGGGCGUGGAGGUGCAUCCCCUGGUGUUUCAUACCAACCGUGGCGCUAUAAAAUUCAACGUGUGGGACACAGCUGGCCAGGAAAAGUUUGGUGGCCUGCGUGACGGUUACUACAUCCAGGGUCAGUGCGCCAUCAUCAUGUUCGACGUGACGUCACGUGUGACAUACAAGAACGUGCCGAACUGGCACCGUGACUUGGUGCGGGUUUGUGAGAAUAUCCCCAUCGUCCUGUGCGGCAACAAGGUGGACAUCAAGGACCGAAAAGUAAAGGCCAAGGCCAUUGUCUUCCACCGCAAGAAAAACCUACAGUAUUAUGACAUCUCGGCCAAGAGCAACUACAACUUUGAGAAGCCGUUCCUGUGGCUGGCGCGCAAGCUGAUUGGAGACCCCAACCUGGAGUUUGUGGCCAUGCCUGCGCUGGCCCCACCGGAGGUGCAGAUGGACCCCCAGCUGGUGGCACAGUACGAGGAAGACCUCAAGGUUGCCCAGGCGACCGCUUUGCCCGACGAAGAAGAUGACCUGUGACCUCCGUGUGCAUCACCACCGGCAAGCUCGUCUCGCGCGUGCGGUCUAGUUCUAUAGGCGGCAGCAUCCCGGCCUCUCCUCCACUGCAGCUGGUUCAUGCCCACCACACACGACACGGCGUCUAGCCCAUGAGCGUUGAAACUCCCCUUCCUUACAAAAGCAACGAACUCUAGUUUCAGCUUUCACAAUGCAUGAAACAUGCUCCCCGCCAACAGGUGUGGUAUUUGCUUAAUAAUUUUAACAUAUUUGCAAGGUUCGGGUAUUUAAAAUCUGUUGGAAACAUGACUAGCAACAGCCCUGAGUAAACGCGGAAGCUGUAGUACUUGUAGAGCAUUGCGAAUUAUCGAUUAUCCACUGUAACAAUUUGCUCAAUGUGAGAUUAUUUUAUGUUGUAGACGGAUUCUGGAUCAGUGUUGUAUGCGUCAUGUGGUUCAUUUCUCAAGUUAUUAAACUCUUACCAUUGUCAACAGUCCAACAUUUUUUUUGUUUGUCGAGACAAGGUGCAAAAAUGCCUUAAAUGUGUGGGGGGAAAAGUGAAAUGUUUAAAUUCCAAACGAAGAGGUAAUUUUCUGCCCUGGGCUAUAUAUCCUGAGUGGAUUGUGGCAAUAAUAUUAAACUUGCUUCCUGACAGACUUGUUUAACUAGUGGACUGAAAAAGAUAAUACAUUUAGUUGCCACAGAAAGUGCCAUUUACACGGUUUGUGUAAAAGCUCUUGGAAUUGCACCUUGGUUAAUCCGGGUGACUGUUUUAAAGCAACCCUGCGUUAUCUGUUGGACUGACAGCAGCAUAUGGCCCAAAUUUGAUACAACUGGUCAUUGGAACAUGCACCUCAUAGCCAGUUUGUUUUUGUUAUAUUUGUUUGGGAGUGUUUUGUAUCAACUUGGUUUGCUCUGCGAAUAAAAAUGCUGUGGAAUAAA